Molecule: messenger RNA, 1221 nt
Organism: Oncorhynchus gorbuscha (pink salmon)
Lineage: Eukaryota; Metazoa; Chordata; Actinopteri; Salmoniformes; Salmonidae
Product: splicing factor 3A subunit 2-like
Exons: 1
Coding region: 1-1221 (406 amino acids)
Source: RefSeq, a predicted model, not a curated record
AUGGACAUUGGAAUGUCUGAACCAUCAGAGAACCAACCAGUCAGUUCCAAUAUUCACAGCAUCAAGCCACAGGGUUCCCACCCCUCUCCUCCAGGGGUCCACAGGGUUGCCACCCCUCUCCGCCAGGGGUCCACAGGGUUCCCACCCCUCUCCUCCAGGGGUCCACAGGGUUCCCACCCCUCUUCUCCAGGGGUCCACAGGGUUCCCACCCCUCUCCUCCAGGGGUCCACAGGGUUCCCACCCCUCUCCUCCAGGGGUCCACAGGGUUCCCACCCCGCUCCUCCAGGGGUCCACAGGGUUCCCACCCCUCUCCUCCAGGGAAACAGGGUUCCCACCCCUCUCCUCCAGGGGUCCAGAGGGUUCCCACCCCUCUCCUCCGGGGGUCCAGAGGGUUCCCACCCCUCUCCUCCAGGGGUCCACAGGGUUCCCGCCCCUCUCCUCCAGGGGUCCACAGGGUUCCCACCCCUCUCCUCCAGGGGUCCACAGGGUUUCCACCCCUCUCCUCCAGUGGCCCACAUGGUUCCCACCCCUCUCCUCCAGGGGCCCACAGGGUACACACCCCUCUCCUCCAGGGGCCCACAGGGUUUCCACCCCUCUCCUCCAGGGGCCCACAGGGUUCCCACCCCCUCUCCUCCAGUGGCCCACAUGGUUCCCACCCCUCUCCUCCAGGGGCCCACAGGGUUCACACCCGUCUCCUCCAGGGGCCCACAGGGUUUCCACCCCUCUCCUCCAGUGGCCUACAUGGUUCCCACCCCUCUCCUCCAGGGGCCCACAGGGUUUCCACCCCUCUCCUCCAGUGGCCCACAUGGUUCCCACCCCUCUCCUCCAGGGGCCCACAGGGUUCCCACCCCCUCUCCUCCAGUGGCCCACAUGGUUCCCACCCCUCUCCUCCAGGGGCCCACAGGGUUCACACCCGUCUCCUCCAGGGGCCCACAGGGUUUCCACCCCUCUCCUCCAGUGGCCUACAUGGUUCCCACCCCUCUCCUCCAGGGGCCCACGGGGUUUCCACCCCUCUCCUCCAGUGGCCCACAUGGUUCCCACCCCUCUCCUCCAGGGGCCCACAGGGUUCCCACCCCCUCUCCUCCAGUGGCCCACAUGGUUCCCACCCUUCACUGCUCACCACCUCUCCAGGGUUUCCACCCUCCUCCAUGGGCCCACGGAGUUCCCCGCCUUCCUUCCCUCCCUAGGACUUGGCUGUGGUAUCCCUGGUCGCCUGGCUGA